AUGCGAUCAACAUAUGCCAAGAAGCUAAACACCAGCACAAUGUCAUCAGUCGAGUCAACGGAGAGGAUAGAGCUACUUCUGAGCAGUCUAGAGAGGAACCUUGAAACUUUUAGAUCAGCUCAUGAUCUUUUAAAUCUCAGUAAAGAUCUCCUACAAAAUGAUAAUAUACCGGACCAAGCCAACAUACGAUUAACGAAAAGAAACUACAUCGUUGACUCAUUCAAGUUAGACAAGUCCCAUAAAGAGUACAAGAACUGGGAGAGCGAAACUAGACUUCGAUUUAUCAAGAAUGACAUUGUCAAUUAUAAUCAAGUCGUGGCAAAAAUAGCAAAAGCCAAUCAGAAGUUGAAUGAGUCUAGCAAUACCUAUGAAACGUUAGCAAAAACAAUCCAAAUUCCAGAUUUCACGGUAAGUAUCGAAACCUUGGAAAAGUAUGGAGACGAAAAGUUGCUAGAGCUUGGUAAACUGUACGGUAUAGCAAAUUUGCAGCUAGUACAGUUGUUCUCCCUCAAUGCUGACGAUGAGACUAAACUAUUUCCUGAAUUUUCAAUCAUACAAGACUUGAUCAACAUAGAGUUUAGAUUGCGGGUUGAAAGAAGAGUGCAUUUGGAAAUAUUGAUGUUGAUGAAGAACAAAAUGCAAUCCCAGAACAGAACCUGGACAGUAAAAGAUAAUCAAUUGAAGGAAUUCCUCGAUAUCAAAGUGAAACAAAUGAUUGAAACUGUGGAACAGACGAAUGCAGAGGAUAACAAAGAGAGGGAAGAUGAAGAAGACAACGAUGACGAUGACGACGACGACGACGACGAGGAUGAGGAAGGAGAAGUAGUGCGUGAAGUAGAUACUGAUGACGGGAGUGACAACGAUGAAAGAGAGACAAGAAACAUCGAAGAUGUAGCGAAGAGGGAACAUGAUGGUGAAGGGGAUAAAUUGGACUACGAGGAAAACAUAGAGGAAGGGUCAAAUGCACGCGAGGGUCCAGAUGUCGGUAGUCAUCGUGAACUUGAUGCGCACAUGCACGAAACAGAAGCAAAUUCUCGGAAUCUGGCUCCAGAUGACAACUCCCAAUCUACCAAACCACUGGCAGAGUCAGAAAGUGGUGAUGACGAAAUGCUAAUCGAUCACUGA
Messenger RNA from Lodderomyces orthopsilosis Co 90-125, 1125 nucleotides. RefSeq lists its product as uncharacterized. The record is from RefSeq and is a predicted model, not a curated record. The transcript has a single exon. Lineage: Eukaryota; Fungi; Ascomycota; Pichiomycetes; Serinales; Debaryomycetaceae. The coding region runs from base 1 to 1125 and encodes 374 amino acids.